Papaver somniferum (opium poppy) is the source of this 2082-nucleotide messenger RNA. RefSeq lists its product as uncharacterized. The coding region runs from base 1 to 2082 and encodes 693 amino acids. The transcript has 4 exons. NCBI's taxonomy places the organism in Eukaryota, Viridiplantae, Streptophyta, Magnoliopsida, Ranunculales, Papaveraceae. The record is from RefSeq and is a predicted model, not a curated record.
AUGCUUCGCCAAAAAGCAAGGAACAAAUGGCUUUUGGAGGGAGCUAGUAACUCUAGUUUUCUGCAUAAUAGCAUUCGCAUUCGUAGAGGUAAUAACACUAUUUCCGAGCUUGUGGAUGAUGCUGGUAACACUAUCACAGAUGGGGAUCAAUUGUGCCAACAUGUUGUUUCUUAUUAUGAGAACAAGUUUAAUGGUGUGGAAAUGCCGGUUGAAGAUCAGAUUUUUUAUUACGAUCAUUUGUCUAUUACUUUGGAGGAACAACAGCGUAUGGACAGUUUGCUUACAGUGGAGGAUAUUCAAAAGGCUGUUUUUGAUUUAGGGGCAGACAGUGCUCUGGCUCCUGAUGGUUUCUCGGGUUGUUUCCAUAGGCAUUGUUGGGAGAUUAUCCAACAUGAUUUAUUUGUAGCAAUUCUUUUUUGCUGGCAACAUAAAUUUACUCCUAGUGGGGAUAAUUCGAGUCUUAUUAUUCUCCUGGCAAAGGUUAGAGGAGCUAAUUCUUUUCGGAAUUUUAGACCUAUUGGCCUUAGUAAUUUCUUUUUCAAGAUCUUUACUAAAAUUUUAACUACCAGACUGGGAAGUGUUUUGGAAAAACUUGUCUCUGAGGAACAAGUGGCUUUCAUGAAAGAGAGAAAUAUUCACGAAAAUAUUAGCUUGGCCUCUGAGAUGGUUAAUGAGCUUCAUAUUAAAAGCAAGGAUGGCGAUUUGGGAAUGAAAUUGGAUAUUUCUCAGGCUUUUGAUACUGUUAGUUGGUCUUUUUGGUUUGGAGGGUUCUUCAAAAUUAAUAGAGGUUUACGUCAAGGUGAUACCCUUUCUUCCUUGAUUUUUGUUUUGAUUGAAGAUGUCCUUAGCAGGAACAUUUCUAAGCUUUUUAAGGAGAAGAAAAUGUCACCAAUGGUUACGAGAAAUGGUAUUUCCCCUACUCAUUUAUUCUUUGCUAAUGAUAUUAUGAUUUUUUGUAAAGGAAAUAUGAAAAGUGUGAGAAAUCUGGUUUCUUUACUAGAGCAGUAUCAUCAUGUUUCUGGGCAAACCGUUUGCAGGCAAAAAAGUAAAAUUUAUUAUGAUGGGGGGCCUUUGAGUAGACGGAGAACUAUUUUUGAUUUUCUUGGUAUGAGUCUUGCUUCUUUUCCUGAUUGUUAUUUGGGAGUGCAAAUCAUGCCAGGGGCGGUGAGAUAUAGACAUAUAUGUACUGUCAUUGAUAAAAUAAAAAAUCAAUUAGCUGUCUGGAAAGGUAAAAUGCUUUCAUUCCAUGAUAGAGUGGUGCUUGUUAAAAUUGUCAUUGCUAGUUAUUUCAUCCAUAAUAUGGAGGUUUAUAAAUGGCCUCUAAAGUUCAUUCAACAAUGCGAAAGGGUGAUUCAGAAUUUUAUUUGGUCUGGGGAUUCCGGAAUAUCCAGGGCUUUUGUUGUUGGUUUUGAUAAAGUCUGUUCUCCUCUUUCUGAAGGGGGACUUGGUCUUACCAGAUUGAGUGUCAUGAAUAAGGCUUUGGUUGCUAAACUCUUGUGGAAUAUCAAAAGAUCACAUAAGAAAUGGGCUCGAUUCUUAGAAGCUAAAUACACUUGUAGGGACGGUAGAGUGAAGGAUUAUGGGAUAAAAUCUACUAUUCUACCUGGUGUUCAUUGGGUUGAUAGAAUUGUUGCUCAAAAUACUAAAUCUUUGACUAGUGAUGGGAGAUGCACGUCUCUUUAUUUUGAUAUCUGGUUGUGUCAUGGACCAGAUUUUUUUUGGAUGCCGGAUUUGAAGGGGGUUUUCUCUGUAAGUUCUGCUAGGGAGAUUAUUCGUCAAAAAUAUCCUGUUCUUCCUGGAGUUGCUUUACUCUGGCGCAAGGCAGUUCACCCAAUGCUUGCCGCACAAAGACGGAAAAUAAUGAGGGGAGCCCGUGCGACUCUCGACAAAGUCCAAAGCGGUUUCAAGAUCUCUCUUUUUACAGAUGUUGUCUGUGCAGCUCGUGGUAAAGGAGCCGAUAUAGCUGGAGCAGGUGUUGUAGUCCGUGAUGAAGAGUGUAACGUUCUUGGAACAAUGAGCAUUGGCCUGGGCAUUACAAAUAGUUUUCUUGCGGAAUUAUAUGGAAUUAUUGUUGGAUUGUAA